Messenger RNA from Callorhinus ursinus (northern fur seal), 4141 nucleotides. RefSeq names its product RNA binding motif protein 20 (gene RBM20). Gene Ontology annotation, cellular component: nucleus. Lineage: Eukaryota; Metazoa; Chordata; Mammalia; Carnivora; Otariidae. The record is from RefSeq and is a predicted model, not a curated record. Gene Ontology annotation, molecular function: RNA binding; zinc ion binding.
AUGGUGUUGGCCGCAGCCAUGAGCCAGGACGCGGAUCCCAGCGGCUCCGAGCAACCGGACAGAGAUGCCCGCAGCGUGCCGGGUGCUCCGGCGCCCCCCGCGCCCCCAGGCCCGAGAGGGAUGCAGCCACCGCCGCCGCCGCCGCCCCCAGCCGGCCUACCGCAGAUCAUCCAAAAUGCCGCCAAGCUCCUGGACAAGAACCCAUUCUCGGUCAGUAACGCGAACCCUCUGCUUCCUUCGCCUGCCAGCCUCCAGCUGGCUCAGCUGCAAGCCCAGCUCACCCUCCACCGGCUGAAGCUGGCACAGACAGCUGUCACCAACAAUACCGCGGCCGCCACAGUCCUGAACCAAGUCCUCUCCAAAGUGGCCAUGUCCCAGCCUCUCUUCAACCAGCUGCGGCAUCCGUCUGUGAUCAGCGCCCCCCACAGCCAAACUGGGGUGCCCCAACAUGCUGCAACCAUGUCCAGUGCCCGGUUUCCCUCUAAUGCAAUUGGCUUCUCGCCCCCCGGCCAGACACGAGGCCCAGGACCCUCUGUGAGCCUUCCCAGCCAGCCCUCCAACGCCGUGGUGAUGCAUCCUUUCAGUGGGGUCAUGCCUCAGACCCCUGCCCAGCCAGCAGUCAUCUUGGGCAUUGGCAAGACUGGGCCUGCUCCCGCUGCAGCAGGAUUCUAUGAGUAUGGCAAGGCCAACUCCAGCCAGGCGUACGGCUCUGAAACAGACAGCCAGCCCAGCUUCCUGCCAGUCGUGGCCUCUACCACAGGCAGUGUGACCUAUGAAGGGCCCUACAGCCACUCAGGGCAAGAUGGCCAAGCUGCCUUUCCCAAGGACUUCUACGGACCCAACUCCCAAGGGUCGCAUGUGGCAGGUGGAUUUGCAGCUGAGCAGGCCGGGGGCGUGAAAGGCGAGGUAGGUCUGCUGCUGCAGGGUCCAAAUAGCCAGUGGGAGAGCCCCCACGGAUUCUCUGGCCAAAGCAAGCCCGAUCUUACGGCAGGCCCUAACCUGUGGCCUCCACCCCGCAGCCAGCCCUAUGAGCUGUAUGACCCCGAGGAGCCCACCCCAGACAGGACCCCUCCUUCCUUUGGGGGUCGGCUUAACAACAGCAAGCAGGGUUUCAGCGGUGCCCGGCGGCGGGCCAAGGAGGAGCAUGCUCUGCUGUCCGUGCGGCCCCUGCAGGCUCACGAGCUGAAUGACUUUCACGGUGUGGCCCCCCUGCACCUGCCACACAUCUGUAGCAUCUGUGACAAGAAGGUGUUUGAUUUGAAGGACUGGGAGCUGCAUGUGAAAGGGAAACUACAUGCUCAGAAAUGCCUGGUCUUCUCUGAAAAUGCUGGUAUCCGGUGUAUACUCGGUUCGGCAGAGGGAACGCUGUGUUCCUCUCCAAACAGCACAGCCGUUUAUAACCCUGCUGGGAACUCUGAAGAUUAUGUCUCAAAUCUUGGAUCAUCAUACGCGGCCAUUCCAGCAAGGUCAUUUGCUCAGUCAAAUCCCGCAUUUCCUUCAGCUUCCCCUGGGACAAAUUUUGCACAGCGGAAAACGGGGGCUGGCCGCGUGGUGCACAUCUGCAAUCUCCCUGAAGGAAGCUGCACGGAGAAUGACGUCAUUAACCUGGGGCUGCCCUUUGGAAAGGUCACUAAUUACAUCCUCAUGAAGUCCACUAAUCAGGCCUUUUUAGAGAUGGCUUACACAGAAGCUGCCCAGGCCAUGGUCCAGUAUUACCAAGAAAAAUCUGCUGUGAUCAAUGGUGAGAAGUUGCUCAUUCGGAUGUCCAAGAGAUACAAGGAAUUACAGCUGAAGAAACCUGGAAAAACUGUGGCUGCCAUCAUCCAGGACAUGCAUUCCCAGAGGGAGAGGGACAUGUUCCGGGAAGUGGACAGAUACGGCCCGGAAAGGCCACGGUCUCGCAGUCCGAUGAGCCGGUCACUAUCCCCGAGGUCCCACACUCCGAGCUUCACCUCCUGCAGCUCUUCCCACAGCCCUCUGGGCGCCCCCCGGGCCGACUGGGGCAACAGCCGGGACUCGUGGGAGCACUCGCCCUAUGCCAGGAGGGAGGAGGAGCGAGACCCGGGCCCCUGGAGGGAGAACGGGGAGGACAAGAGGGGCAGGGCAGACGCGUGGCCGCACGAUCGCAAACACUACCCCUGGCAACUGGACAAAGCCGACUUAGAGGAGCGGCUCGAAGGGAGGGUGGGCCACCGAGAAAAGCACCCGAGGCCCGGGUCCCCCACCCUGCUCCACUCUGCAUCGGGCUACAAAAGCCGAGAAGACGGCUACUACCGGAAGGAGCCCAAGGGCAAGUCGGACAAGUAUGGAAAGCCGCAGCAGGACGCUCCCGGGAGGUCCAGGAGGAAAGAGGAGGCCAGACUGCGGGACAGCAGACACCCCCACCCCGAGGACUCAGGCAAGGAAGACGGGCUGGAGCCGAGGGUCACUAGUGUCCCUGAGAGCACCAAGUCUAAGCAGAGUGAGAAAAACAGAACCAAGAGACCCGACAGAGACCAAGGAGGAGCUGACGACCGAAAAGAAGGCAGGAUGGUGGGGAACGAGGCUGGAAAACAAGAGCAGGAAGGCAUGGAAGAAAGCACCUCAUCAGCGGCCAGGCAGGAGAAAGGAACAGAGUGCCCGGAUGCAGAAGACACAAGGACAAAGAAGGAGCAAGAGUGGGAGAGUGGAAGUGAGGCCGAAGGGGAGAGCUGGUACCCCACCAACAUGGAGGAGCUUGUUACGGUGGACGAGGUUGGCGAGGAGGAAGAUUUUAUUAUGGAACCAGACAUCCCCGAACUGGAAGAAAUUGUGCCCAUUGACCAGAAGGAUAAAAUCUGCCCAGAAAUAUGUCCCUGUGUGAUGACCACCUUAGACCUGGACAUAGCCAAGGACUUCACCAAUGAGGGAGUGAAGCCCGUGGGGAACGGGGCCAUGGAAAUCAGCCUCAAGACACCCAAAGACCUGCCUUCUACCCCCACGAGCUGUCGCAGUGACAUGGACGUAGAAAUGCCUGGCCUAAAUCUGGACGCUGAGCGGAAGCCAGCUGAACGUAAGACAGGCCUCUCACUGGAGGGUUCAGGUUGCUACGAGGAGCAGGCAGAGGGAGGGGAGCACUCCGAUGUGCGUCUGGCCCCUCCACUCCAGCAAAUGUCUUCCCCGGAGCCAGCAGAGGAGGGGGCCCGGCAGCCUAGCCCACCUCUCGAUGACUGCAAGGCCAGGGGGACCCCCGAAGACGGGGCUUGUGAAGGCAGCCCCCUGGAGGGGAAAGCCAGUCCUCGCACCGACACCAACCUCCAAAGCCAGGCUUGCCAAGGAGUGUCGACCCAGGACAACCCCAAGUACGUGGAAAUGAAAUCUCUGGACGUGAGGUCACUGGAAUACACCGAGGUGGAGCUGAAACAGCCCCUCUCUUUGCCUUCCUGGGAACCAGAGGAUGUGUUCAGUGAACUUAGCAUCCCUCUAGGGGUGGAGUUCGUGGUGCCCAGGACUGGGUUUUACUGUAAGCUGUGUGGGCUGUUCUACACGAGCGAGGAGAUGGCGAAGACAAGCCACUGUCGCAGUGCUGUCCACUACAGGAACUUACAGAAGUACUUGUCCCAGCUGGCCCAGCAGGGCCUCAAGGAGCCCGAGGGGGCCGGCAGCCCCAGGCCUGAAGAGGGUGCAAUCAUGCCGCACUUUGAGAGGAAGAAGCCUUGACGCUGCGGGAAGCCGGGAGCCGAGGUGGGGCCUUCCUGACCUCAGCAACGGAAGCUAAAGCCAGAGAGGAAGGAAAACCAGGCCGGCCAUGUUGCCUCGGCUUGUCCCCGGAGACUCGUGAAAAUGCCCUCGAAGUGUCUCCGCAGUGAAGCUGUCACCUGAUGUGUCCAGCGGCUGAGGGCCACCCUCUCUCCCCCCACCUCCCUGAUUCUUGUUUCCUUCAAUUUGCUUCUCUCUUCUUCCCCCUCCCUCCCUCUCUCUCACCUUCUGUGCCAAGGGUCAUUUAUUUUUCAUAAAACCCAACUUCUCAGGGAUUUUCACAGUGUUCAAAUUCUUGAUGGGACAGGACAGGUCAGGCCAGCCUGAUCAACCAAGGAAGAGAUCUCCCGGAAACUCCCGGGUCAAGACCCAUUUUGGGGGCCUGGAGCAUUUUCUGCACCUGGUGUCCUGAGCCGGGGGAGGU